Sorghum bicolor (sorghum) is the source of this 2127-nucleotide messenger RNA. RefSeq names its product galactoside 2-alpha-L-fucosyltransferase. NCBI's taxonomy places the organism in Eukaryota, Viridiplantae, Streptophyta, Magnoliopsida, Poales, Poaceae. Gene Ontology annotation, biological process: xyloglucan biosynthetic process; cell wall biogenesis. Gene Ontology annotation, molecular function: galactoside 2-alpha-L-fucosyltransferase activity. The record is from RefSeq and is a predicted model, not a curated record. The transcript has 2 exons. Gene Ontology annotation, cellular component: Golgi apparatus; membrane. The coding region runs from base 347 to 2104 and encodes 585 amino acids.
AGCUUCCAAAGCCACCAUCUUAUUUGACACUAAUUAAACUACCCAUCUAUUUUUUUUCUACGCGUACGCGCAUGCAUGUGUGUCGAUCGUAUCGCCGGCCGACGCCGUAUAUAUCACCUCUUAUUUGCCGCAAGUGGCAUUGUGGCAACCGGCAAAGUCGUCCGUGUCCGUCGUCAUGACCUGAUCCGGCCGGGUAUAUUCUUCCAACUCCAGCUAUACCUAUGCACCCCUGGGCCGUAUCUACGAAGCUCUCGAUCUCUACCUGCGUGGUGGUGUUUUAUAGCUGAGACUCUUAGAGCCAACACAGCCAAGCAGCAGAGAGCGAUCGAAGCGCGGCCGGGCAAGCAUGGAGAAGCAGGCCGGAAGCGGUGGUGGAAAGGCGGCCGGCGUGGCUGCGGCCAAGCAGCAGCGUUCCUCGGCCGCCGUGUUCUCACAUGCGGCGGCGGCCGAGCUCCGGCUCGAGGCCAUCACGAGGAGGUGGUGGCCGUUGAGAAGCCGCACGACGAUGAGGACCGUCUGCGUCGUUGCGGUGGCCGUGACCGCCGCUGCCAUCGUGCUAACCGCCGGCGGCUGGGCCUCCUCGCCGAACGAGAUGCCGACCUCCUCGUUUUUCGACGGCUCCGACCCUCCGUUGAACAUCACCGACGAGCAUUUUCUCGACGGCCUUCUUACCGCCGAUUUCAGCUACAUGUCGUGCCGAAGUCGCUACGAGUUCGCCGCCUACCACAAGAAAUCGUCGCACAAGCCAUCCCCAUACCUCAUCUCCAAGCUCCGGAAGCAAGAAGCGCUCCAAAAGCGAUGCGGCCCUGGAACGGCCGCGCACAAGAAGGCGGUCCGGCGGCUCGACUCCGGCGAGGGCGUCGUCGACGAUGACGACGGCUGCCGCUACCUCGUCUACAUCAGCUACCGUGGCCUCGGCAACCGCAUGCUCGCCAUCGCGUCGACCUUCCUCUAUGCGGUGCUCACCGAGCGCGUCCUCCUCGUCGACGGUGGCAAGGACGCCGACGCGCUCUUCUGCGAGCCCUUUCCGGGGACGACGUGGCUGCUACCGCGACCCGGCUGGUUGUCCUUCUCCCCGCUCAGGAGACUCCAGGGCUACGAGGGUGGCUCCAAGGAGAGCCUCGGCAGCAUGCUGCAGAGCGGCGGCAUCACCGUGUCCGCCGACGGGAACGCGUCGUGGUCGUCGGCGCCGCGGCCGCCGUACCUGUACCUCCACCUCUCCGGCACCGACGAAUUCCACGACAAGCUCUUCUUCUGCGGCGCGCACCAGCGACUCCUCGGCGAGGUGCCGUGGCUCUUCAUGUGGACGGAUAACUACAUCGUGCCGGGACUCUUCCUCACGCCGACGUUCAGCGGCGAGCUCGAGGCCAUGUUCCCGGAGAAGGACGCCGUGUUCUACCACCUCGGACGGUACCUCUUCCACCCGACAAACCGCGUGUGGCACGCCAUCAAGAGCUACUACCACGACAACCUUGCCGGCGUCGGCCAGCGCGUCGGCGUGCAGAUCAGGGUGUUCCAGAAGAAGCAGCCGCCACAGUCCGUGCUGGACCAGCUCCUCUCGUGCCUCCGCGACGAGAAGCUCCUGCCGGAGACGACGGACGCGGCGGGCGGCAACGGCACGCCCUCGCGCGCCGUCCUGUUGACGUCGCUGAGCUCGUGGUACUACGACCGGAUCAGGGACGAGUACGGCGGCAGGGUCGCCGGCGGCGUGCACCAGCCGAGCCAUGAGGGGCGGCAGCGGUGGCGCGACGCGGCACACGACAUGAAGGCGCUGAGCGAGAUGUACCUGCUCAGCAUGUGCGACGUGCUCGUCACCAGCGGCUUCUCCACGUUCGGGUACGUCGCGCAGGGGCUCGCCGGGCUGCGCCCCUGGGUGAUGCCCAGGGCGCCAAUGUGGGCUGCCAACUGGAUGGAGGAGCUGGACCAGGGAGACCUCCCAUGCCGGCGGGCAGUCUCCGUCGAGCCGUGCUUCCACGCACCGUCGGCCUACGACUGCGCGGCGGCGAGGGAGGUGGACCUGGACAAGGUUUCGCCAUACAUCAGCCACUGCGUGGACGUCAAAUACGGCAUAAAGCUUGUCAACGAAAGCAGCGGACAGUGGUGACAUUUGACUAACAGAAGUGGCCA